Penicillium olsonii is the source of this 858-nucleotide messenger RNA. NCBI's taxonomy places the organism in Eukaryota, Fungi, Ascomycota, Eurotiomycetes, Eurotiales, Aspergillaceae. The record is from the annotation of a GenBank genome assembly.
AUGUCUGCCUCACUACGACUACGCCCUUGGAGGGCAAUUGAAACCCUCCAAAAUGCCACACAGAGCCCAAUCACCCCAAGAGCCACCAGCCAAAGAAUCAACCAGCUCUACAACCCAAUGACCAAGCGUACAAUCGCCCACAGCCAGAGCCGCAACAACCAGACUUCACCCAAGCCCGCGCCAGCAUCCUCAGCACCGAAGCCAUCCUCCGCAUCAAGCAGCCCGGCGUCGCGCGUCUCAGCCCCCACACCAGAGCGCGCAACAACAGAAAACAUCUCCAAAAGCGGCCUAUCCGACAAACCCGUCGAGCUCGAGGACCCAGCCGAAGAGAAAAUCGACUGGACUCGCUCCUUCCACGGUCUCUCAGCAGCUCCAUUCCCCAAAGAAGCAGCCGACAUCCUCCUCGCCGAGACAGACCCCAUGGAAGUCGAGAUCAAGCCCGACGGCAUCCUCUACCUACCCGAGAUCAAGUAUCGACGAAUUCUAAACCGCGCAUUCGGACCAGGCGGAUGGGGUCUCGUUCCCCGCAGUGAAAGCAUCGUCACGCCCAAGACAGUGACGAGGGAAUACGCGCUGGUCUGCAAUGGACGACUUGUCUCCGUCGCGCGCGGUGAACAGGAUUACUUCUCUCCCGACGGUAUCCCCACCGCUACGGAGGGGUGUCGGUCGAACGCGCUAGUGCGCUGCUGCAAGGAUUUGGGAAUUGCAAGCGAGCUGUGGGAUCCGCGGUGGAUUCGGAAUUACAAGACGAAGUAUACGAGGGAGGUAUUCGUGGAGCAUGUGGUUAAUAAGCGAAAGUCGAAGAUUUGGACACGGAAGGAUGAUCCUGUUGGAUAUCCUUGGAAGGAGAGUAAAUAG